Messenger RNA from Mobula hypostoma (lesser devil ray), 6136 nucleotides. RefSeq names its product cysteine protease atg4da-like. The transcript is spliced from 13 exons. The coding region runs from base 798 to 2366 and encodes 522 amino acids. The record is from RefSeq and is a predicted model, not a curated record. NCBI's taxonomy places the organism in Eukaryota, Metazoa, Chordata, Chondrichthyes, Myliobatiformes, Myliobatidae. Gene Ontology annotation, molecular function: protein-phosphatidylethanolamide deconjugating activity.
GUCCUGUGAUUGGUCCCUGGAAGUCUCUAUCAUGCCUUGCACCAAAGUGGGGAUAAGUUUGGACGCGGUGACCUUUAGUUUUGCGGUGCGGGCCCGGGGGCGCCGUCCACAUUCCCCACCUUAUGCUCCUUGUUACUUUAAUUGUCAGUGGAGCGCCCAGGAGUAGUUUACCAGACCAUCAAGGCGGUUUGAGGUGUUCGCAGCUCCUAUUACACAAUCCAGUUGCAGAUCUGGGUGAAUUUACAACCUUACUUUCAACUAAUUUCCUUUCACGGAAUGAACUUCAACCAGUUACACCUGUAACCGAAUGGACUCCGCUAUCUCUCAUCAUUCUGAACUCCAGCGAGUACAGUCCCAGGCGACUCAAUCUCUCCUCAUAGUCUAACCCCCUCAUCUCUGGAAUCAACCUGGUGAACCUCCUCUGCACCGUCUCCAAAGCCAGUAUCUCCCUCCUUAAGUAAGGAGACCAGAACUGCACACAGUACUCCAGAAGCUGCAUGACUUGCGGUGAACUGGCAGCACACUUGGGCAUAGUGGCUUCUAUGGAGUCAGCCAAAGGACUUAUUGUCUUUCUUUAAAAAUAUAUUUUGCGAUCGCAAGACCCUGCUGGAUAUUAAGAACUACCCCAUCAGUGAGUUGCUCAUUGCCAGAGAAACUGUAGGAACUGGACUGGAUGCAGACCGUGACGUUGCCUGUGACAGAAAGGAUUUCCUUGCUUUAAUUCAAAUGGCCAGGAGGCAAAAGGAUCAAUGCCCUGCUCACCAAUGCUGUGUCUUCUGACAAUAACUACAUGACCAAUGAAUUCUGUCUCGCCUUCCUCCGUUCAGUACAUCCAGAGCCAGGAAGACUUGACUCCCACAGAUACAAAGAGCCGACUGCACCCAGGCACCAGUGAGCAAGAGAACAGCUGGAAUGGCCAUUAUGAUUUGCCAGAGAAAUCCCAACAGACUGAAUCAGUUGAUGUGGACAAGAUUAAAGUUAAGCUGAUGACAGCCUGGAACAAUGUCAAAUACGGUUGGGUAGUGAAAGGGAGAACAAAUUUCAGCAAAACUUCCCCAAUUUUUCUGCUGGGCCGGUGCUACCAGUUUGAGUCGAAAGCUGAUCCAGCAGACACCGGUUGUGAGGCACGAGACAACCAGAAUGCUGCUUCUGCAGUGGUGGACUUGUUCCGGAAGGACUUUGGCUCUCGGAUCUGGUUGACGUACCGCCGUGAAUUCCCGCAGCUGGAGGGUUCUAUCUGGACCACGGAUUGUGGCUGGGGUUGCAUGCUGCGCAGCGGGCAGAUGCUCCUCGCUCAGGGACUCCUUGUUCAUCUUCUGUCUCGAAAUUGGACAUGGCCUGAUGUGUUACUCUCUGUUGAGUCAGAAGCUGAACCCAGAUCGCCAUCUAAAUCCAGCAUUACCAACUGGUCAAACUUUGAUGUCUUCAGCUCACAGUUGGACAGGAGUAGAAGCCUCUGGCAUGCCCGAGGUUCCACGGUCACCCAAGCACGUGCACGAACAUUGAGACUGGACAACCCUAACUCUUCCAAAAUGGACAAAGAAGAGGGGGAGCACCGCAAAAUCAUUUCCUGGUUUGGCGAUCACCCCAAGGCCCCCUUUGGGGUACAUCAGCUUGUAGAAUAUGGCAAGAGCUCUGGGAAGAAGGCAGGAGACUGGUAUGGCCCAUCAAUUGUAGCACAUAUAAUCAAGAGAGCAGUGGAAAAAGCUGAAGACUCUGAAUCUCUUGGUAUUACUGUCUAUGUAUCACAGGAUUGCACAGUGUACAAAGGAGAUGUGAUGAAUCUCUGUGAGAUGCAGAUAAAGAGUGGAAGUGUUUCUGAUCUGGAAUGGAAGUCAGUCAUUAUCCUGGUGCCUGUUCGACUAGGAGGUGAAAAUCUCAACCCUGUGUACAUGCAUUGUGUGAAGGAGAUCCUGAAGCUUGAAUGUUGUAUUGGAAUCAUUGGUGGGAAACCCAAGCACUCACUUUACUUCAUUGGGUAUCAAGAUGAUUACCUGCUGUAUUUGGACCCUCACUACUGCCAGCCAGUUGUGGAUGUAACUAAAUACAAUUUCCUGCUGGAGUCAUUUCACUGCAUCUCUCCAAGGAAGCUGUCUUUCAGUAAGAUGGAUCCCAGCUGUACUAUAGGUUUUUAUGCAAAAACUAAGGAGGAUUUUGAAAACUUGUGUGAAAAUGUCACAAAGGUUUUAGGCUCCUCGCCUUUGAAAGAGAAGUACCCUAUUUUCACCUUUGCAGAAGGCUGUGCUCAGGAUUACGGUCUGGAUGAACGCUGCAUUUGCAAACCGGAUACAACUGUGCGAAUCUCCAAGUCUGAAAGAGCAGGGAAGCCGAAGCAGAGCAGCACUGAAGAAUUUGUUUUUCUCUAGUGAACAACGGACUGGCAAUUAAUUAUCUGUGCCUGCUACUGUAUGUUUCAACAGGGAACAAACUAGGGGUCCUCUUGGAAUGUUCUGAUAUUUAUACCUGGUGUCUUUCCAUAAUGAGAUGGAAUCAUGGCAAUCAUUAUCCUUUCUGUGUAGCUUUCACUAUGAGACUGAUAAAACUCUCCCUGAGAAUGAUCAGCUUGUUUUUCCCUUCCCUUCAUAAUGUGGCUGAAAUUGUGCGUGUCAUUUAUUGGUCUGUGUGAUGCAGACUUUUCAAGGCAUUGACAAUUUCAGGCUGGGGUUGAUAUUGAAACCAGUUAUGUAAUGUAUUGAUGCAGAUGUCGCUGAGGUGCUGACUUCUAUUCUCAGAGCUCACUGAAUGGUCCCUCACCUUUGAUCAACCCUUUACACAGUGUGAACUGGAUAAUAGGGAGUAGUUCAUAGGGAGGCAGGUGGGGAAUGGUUGCCAAGUCUGAUGCUUUAAUUGUGACGCAUUCUGCUAGAAUUCCAGUUAAAGGUUGGGAACCCUGCCUGCCAUCACUUCCUUGGGUCCAGAUUACCGAAGACUGAUUGUCUGGACCCAUUGUUCCUCUGGCAGAUUGCAGAUAGAGAUUCCUUUGCUGAAUUCUGCAGCUUUUCCUCAACUCUUCUCCCUGAGAGGUACAGCACUUCCAUUUAUGGAGCUACCUCUUUGAAUUCACUUACUGUGGCUCAAACUGUGCACAGGAGGGAGUCAAGAAUCAACACUCGCUUUACCUGUGUGAGUGUCGACACGUACCAUGUCACUACAGAUCAUAGACUGUCACACUGUGGCACUCCUUUGCCCCACAACACUGCUUCAACAUUAAACUGGCAGUGUUGUGACCUGCAUGGUUUAGGUAAAUGGCAAAUCAGAUUUUUAUUUAGGGAAAAGGAAAGGCAAAUAUUUCUCUUUAAGAAUAGGUAUCAUUUAUCUAUUUUGACUGGACGAUUAAUUUACAAACUAGUGCGAUAAGAGCCCUACUGUGAACAAAGAGAAGAACAUUUAAUGGACUUUUAAAAACCAGGAUUUGCUUCUUGCCAGAUCCACACAGACAGCUGUUUGCAUUGCAGUGACAUUUUGUAAAUUCUAGUGCUUUAUCCUUUAUUGGAAGUAUUUUACUUUUGAGAGGUACUAGGAUUGGGAUGCCUUUCACCUUGGGUUUGGGUUCACCAUUUUCUUGGUGACAAGUCUUCUUGAGGGAUAUAUUUUUUUGCUGGGGCCUAGUUUGAAACUGGGCUCAAGCAGAUAAAACUGGCCCAGAUUCAGCAAUAACUGACAGUAGAAUCUAACUUGGGUCACAGGGUGUUGGUAUGGACAAUCCAGAAGAUAAGUAUCGUAAAGGUGCUCUUCCCUUUUUUCCUUUAGUCAAGACUGUCAUUGCAAAGCUCCUUCUGCUCUGUUCCUAUUCAUGUGGCACUUAAACAGCCCUGGAGCUUGCGAAUUUUACACCUGCUCCAAAGGUGGUUCUGCUCCCCAAGUAACCCAUUGUAUAACCUGUACUUUCAAUCAUGUUACUGCUGGCUGUCAACACUAAUCACAGAUCUUGAAACAUAAUUGCUGAUCCUAAUGACUCACAAAGUGUUGUCUAUAAUUAUUAAUUGAGCUAACAAGUAAGAGCAGUCUAAUUACAUAACUAUUUUGUUUGUAUUAUUUAUUCUGUCUGUUCCAGUUUCUAUUUUUGAUAUAGUUUUUAUUUCUGGACUGAGCCUUUGAUCUGAAGCACAGCUAUGUGCAUUUCCCUGUGGCUCCCUCCCUCCUCACCACCAUGUCCUUCACUCACAACCCCCCCACCCCCAGAGUUAAAAUAUCCGUAGCGUUUAGGAAAGCGUCCUGAAGAUCACUUUACCAGGACUGGGGUGCAAGCAGGUGAAACUCAAUUCCUGAUUCCUGCAUUGGAGACAUUGGCUGGUAUUAGGACGUUCAGACUCUUGUUUUGACUGCAGUGUACUCUUCCCACUGCCACACCUUUACAGCCAGGCUUUAUAAAUGGUCAUUAGUCGAAGAGGGCUUAUAGUAAUACCACUGUUUACUUUUGUGAGUUCAGUUCAUAAAAUUAGCUAAUUGCUACAUUGCAAUCUCUUUCUUACUGCUAAACUCAGGACCAAAUUAUUAGUGGGACAGUGGGCCACCAUGAUGGUGAGCCGUUGCAUCAUGUUAACAAAUAAUCAUUUUAAGGAUAGGGGAAGUAACUGCACAGUAUUUUUAAUACGUAUGGUACUUUUUGUGGAACCAUUUUGCCUAGAAACUUAACUUGAAACAACAAGAAGAUUGUGUGUAGAUUAGAGGAGGGAGGGUGGAAUACGAGUCAAUGUUCCCACAGCCUUUCUGUGAUCCUGUUUUCACCUUUCAGUGUGGUGGAGCCUUGAGCAUUCACGGCUAGGAUCACCGUGGUUCACCCGACAGGUUUUCUGCACUUCAGGGAGUGUACAACGUUAAUCAAAUUUGCAGAACUGUUGAGAGCACUAAAGGUUCUUAAUUAACACUGUUUAAACAAGUGGCCAUCUCUCUUGCUAACAAACUCAAUGACAGAUACAUUGACCAUCUUGUCAAUGAGUGACUAUUAUAAUGCGGUGAUUACAUUACCUACAUAGAGAUUUUGUUUCACUGUUGCUGCAUAGCUAGCUGUGGAAUGUGCAGAUGCUCCACACAGUGAUUGAGUAUAUAAGGCAUGAAUAGGUUGCAGCGGAUUACUCCAUGGUAGUAAUAUGGAGCAUUUCUACUCUAGUAACAAACUAGAUAUAAAAUAUUUCUACAUCUUGAUCAGGCUGAUUACAUCUAAGAGAUUAACUUUGACAUAUCUAUCCUGUUAGUGAAUUGUUUGUUAGCUACACUUUCUGCCUCCCACAACCUUUCGAACUCUUGUGUUUCUAGUUAUUCAAGCAGCUCCUAAUAACCCCUAUUACUGUUCAGAGAAAAGCAGGAGGAUUCUGCCAUCUUGGCCAAUAUUCCUCCCUCAACCAGAGAGGAUUAAAUAUCACAUUGUUGCUUAUGUACACCACCCUCAUACAGUCAUUACUCAGUGGAAUUCAUUGAAUGAGAAAUGCUUAGCUUAGUGACUGAUGCCACUGGAUAAAUGCAGAUUAUGUUCCCUAAAUAUGCACUUGAAAUGUUGAUUUGAACGUCUCAGAUCAGGACUGUGCUCCAGUAUUGGUUUCUCCAGAUUAAUAUGAAUGCUUUAUCAACAAGUAUUUUUGGGCUGAGUGUAGGCAUAUCCAGAGCUAUUUUUCCAUUGAGUGUAAUCUAAUUCUGAUAAGUGACGCUGCCUCCCACCUGUCUGACGGCCGUAACCAUUGGCUGGGAGGGUUAGUUAACUUGAAGCCUCAUCUCUUGUAAAUGAGCAGUAGAAGAAGCAGGACAAGGGCUGCAAGGCGGUAUUCUCGUAUUGUUUCUUCGGUCCUACCUAAACUGUGUUGGAAGUUCUUCCCAUGACUCCUCCCCCUCCCUCUCCAGCAUUUGUUGUUUAAUCUUCUUGCCAUCCUCUCUCCUUUCUCCAAACCUCCACCUUGAGGACUGACUCCUUGUACCCUUUGAAAUCCUUUCCUUCAGCUCUCUCAAUGGAUGGAGUGAAUUGUAAUUGGUGAAUGCUGUCAGAUUGUUUAACUGUGGAGGAUAUUGGGAGCUGUUUUGAGUAGCAGCACUAAUUUGGAGCCAACUUUUCACCCCCUUCUCUCUUCUCCCCCACCCCGUCCACACAGAAACUCCCCUGUAUGUUUAAAGCAACCCAGUAGAGACCAACCCAAAUAAUAAACAA